Oryzias melastigma (Indian medaka) is the source of this 1478-nucleotide messenger RNA. RefSeq names its product cofilin 1 (gene cfl1). Gene Ontology annotation, cellular component: actin cytoskeleton; actin cortical patch; cytoplasm. Gene Ontology annotation, molecular function: actin filament binding. Gene Ontology annotation, biological process: actin filament severing; cell motility; actin filament fragmentation. The transcript has 4 exons. The record is from RefSeq and is a predicted model, not a curated record. NCBI's taxonomy places the organism in Eukaryota, Metazoa, Chordata, Actinopteri, Beloniformes, Adrianichthyidae. Bases 182 to 685 code for a protein of 167 amino acids.
CCUGAGACAAAAGUGUUUUUGUUUUCAUCUGUGACUACACAAUAGAAACCAUCUCUCGUGCACUUUGCUCCAGCCAGGACCGCGCGUCUAUGCGCGCUCCCGCUCAGUGAGUGAGCGUAACAGAAUUCAGCAUCACUCCAUUCAAUUUCUACCAGACGCAGAUCUAUUCACAGCUGCCACAAUGGCCUCUGGCGUUAAAGUCACAGAUGAAGUUAUUGCAGUCUUCAACGACAUGAAGGUGCGUAAAGCUCAGGCCAAUGAAGAUGAGAAGAGGAGGAGGAAGAAGGCUGUUCUCUUCUGCUUGAGCUCAGACCUCAAAAACAUUGUUCUGGAUGAUGGCAAAGAGAUCCUCCAGGGGGACCUAGGCACCACCGUUCAGGACCCAUACCAGCACUUUGUGAAGAUGCUGCCUCCGGACGACUGCCGCUACGCUCUGUACGACGCCACGUAUGAGACCAAAGAAACCAAGAAGGAGGACUUGGUCUUUAUCUUCUGGGCUCCAGACAGCGCUCCUCUGAAGAGCAAGAUGAUCUACGCUAGCUCAAAAGAUGCUAUCAAGAGAAAGUUUGAGGGCAUUAAGCACGAGUGGCAGGUGAACGGUUUGGAGGACCUCAAAGACCGACACACCCUGGCAGAAAAGCUUGGCGGUUCAUCAGUGAUCACCCUGGAAGGAUCCCCUUUAUAAAUGAAGCAGCACUGCUCCUCAGCUUCAGCCGAGGCCCAUCAGACACAUCCGUUCAGUUGAGUCAUUCCAGUUUGGCAGGGAAAGGGGGCUAAAGCAGAACCAGUAGGAUUUAUGGGACUUUCUGGGGAGGGAUGUGUGUUUGGGAUCAAAUGAAAAAAGCAUUCUGUUGGAGGGAAUUGUCAUUACAGUUCAAGAAAAUGAACUACAUGCACAGAAUGGAAGCUAUUGAAACAAUUGUUGAAAGAAAAAAAAACAAUAAAAAUGGAUAGACAAACUGUUUAAUUAUUCAAAGUUCAACUUGAAUGAAUGCUGGGAAAGGGACAGGCAGCGACAAUUUAGUUUUGCAGACACUGAAUCCUGACUAAUUUGCUCUGAUAAUUUAAUUUGAUUUAUUUUGUUUUGCCAAACUAAUGGUUACGUUGGUGUGUUUGUAAUUGUGUCUUGGUGUAAUAUGAAUUAAUACAAUCUUGAUUGCACAAGUUGUAUGGACACUUAUUUAACCAAUAUCUUAAAUAUAUAGAUUUUGUUUUUCUUGUUUUCAUUCCAUGUUCUCUGUUUUCCAACUUAUUUCCAAAACCUCUCUUUUCUGAUUGUGGGUCAGAAAAUCUGGCCUCAAAAGAAGUAAACCGACGACAUUCCUCACUUUGGGUAAAACCAGAACCUCCUCAGACUGAGACUGUUGAUGUGAAGGCGACUGAUGAUGAGAAUAUGAAGGACCAAUGAUCAGAAUAUUGAAUGGUUGAUGUUUUGUAUCGUCUCCUUAUCUCUAAUAAAUAAAGCACUUAACCGCUGA